AUGUCUACAGAAAGUAUAAAGAAAUUAGUACAAUACGAAAAUGAAGCAAAAGAAAUGUUAGAGGAUGCUUACAGGAAAUACGAAAGCAUAAUAAAACAAGCCAAAGAAGAUGCACAGGAUUUAAUAGAUAUAGAGAUAAAAAAAAAUACUAAACUACUCGAAGAGCUAAAAAAUAAAGUGGAUGAAUACAUAAAAUUAGUAGAAAAACAUAAGAAGGAAGAAUACGAUGAAAAAAUAAAGAAAUUAGAAGUAAAAGAGAAAGAUAAAAUUAUGAAAGAACUUUUAAAAAAAGUGUGUAAGAAAUAA
This is a messenger RNA of Vairimorpha ceranae, 306 nucleotides long. RefSeq lists its product as hypothetical. NCBI's taxonomy places the organism in Eukaryota, Fungi, Microsporidia, Nosematidae. The transcript has a single exon. The record is from RefSeq and is a predicted model, not a curated record. Bases 1 to 306 code for a protein of 101 amino acids.